AUGAACAGAAGAAUUACAGGAAGAGAUAGAAGGUCCGAGGAUCGUGGACACAUUCCCACUAAUGCCUUCGCUAGCAGCGAUGCAGGGAGCUAUUCCGGGUCCAGCAGUGAUAUUGGAAGUGUACGAACAGCCAGCAGUGUCAUCAACGGGGACGACGACGAAGAGGUGACGCUUCGCAGAGCCUUUGAAGAAAGCCUGAGACUGGAGAAAGAUCGCCAGCGGCAGCACAGGGAAGCUGAAAAGGAAGCUAUGAAUAGGGAAGAUGAGGUCCGCCGACAGUCUCUCCGGGAGGCCCAGGAAGCAGAGAGGAGAGCGCGAGAGGCCGCCCGCGCAGAGGAAGAGGCGAUCCGGGCAGCGUUAGAAGCCAGUGAGCGGGAAGAGGCGGCAAGAGUAAGGAGAGUACGCGAGGAUUUAAGGUCGAUCGAGAAACGCUUUGGGGGUGGAGAUGCAGCUAGCAAUGGACAUGGUUCGCAGGAGAAUCACGAGCGGUCCUCUAGAGACCUGCGUUCGACUGCCCCUAGAUCUAGACGGGGACAUGAUGCCGAAACGCAAAAUACUGCAACCCGGACGGCUGAAAAUCAGGCCACUCGAGGGAGAGCUCAGACUCCGGUCGACCCAAGGGAAGGUCGAGCGAUAAUAGUGUGCAGUCCCCGGGUGAGAGAGGCCAUGGCUUGGAAUUCUCGAGCCUACCUCAUCCGCGGCUCAGAGCAGCCCAGCACCCCUCGCAAAACCGUUCCAAGCAGUUCUUCUUCCAGUGCAUCUUUGGCCUCAAAUCCAACUAGACCUGCACAUCCAGCCAGAUCCAGAAGCCCAAGCCCUCAAUCCUCCAGGAGGUCCAGGCGGAGGUCCAGUAUGCCACUCCAUAACCGAUCGCCCCCAACUGCAGAACAUAAUGCCAUAAAUCCAGCUGCUUAUUCCUUACAAGAUAUCGUGGCGAGAUCCGUCAGGGAGACCUGGUCUGGAGCCCCCUUGACCGAAGCGACCCAAGAGUCCAACGACUACCAAUUGCAGCGAGCUAUCAACGAGUCCGCUGAACAGCACCGAGAUGAAGAUGAAGAAGCUGUUCGACGCAGCAGAGGGAUUCCAACCUACGAGGAAGCUUGUGCCUCGGUGCGGUACCGUCCCCCACCAGGCAUGAGAUACUCCUUUCAAGGCCCGGAUGUCAUUGAAGUCCCGAGAGAGAACGGUCCACCAACGAAGCUGAAGAUCGUAGGGGAUAUGGACCUAGGAGAGGCAAUGAGCGUUGCGAACCAACGGUUGAAGAAGAGAGGCAUGGCACAGUUGAAUUAA
Nannizzia gypsea CBS 118893 is the source of this 1290-nucleotide messenger RNA. RefSeq lists its product as hypothetical. The transcript has a single exon. The record is from RefSeq and is a predicted model, not a curated record. Lineage: Eukaryota; Fungi; Ascomycota; Eurotiomycetes; Onygenales; Arthrodermataceae. Bases 1 to 1290 code for a protein of 429 amino acids.